UACUGUAAGAUUGAUAUUAAAGACGGGAUUUUCACCUCACUUCAGCAACACACAUACAUUUUCUCUUCUGUUUGGACUCCUGUUAUACCACAAUGCAACAAGCUUUAGAACUAGCUUUGGAUCGUGCGGAGUAUGUCAUUGAAAGUGCCCGACAGAGACCUCCUAAAAGGAAAUACUUAACUAGUGGAAGAAAAUCUGUAUUUCAAAAACUUUAUGACUUAUAUAUUGAAGAAUGUGAAAAAGAGCCUGAAGUUAAGAAGUUAAGAAGAAAUGUGAACUUGUUAGAGAAGCUCGUUAUGCAAGAGACAUUGUCAUGUCUCGUGGUCAACCUGUACCCAGGAAAUGAGGGAUAUUCUCUGAUGCUCAGGGGGAAAAAUGGAUCAGAUUCUGAGACCAUUCGAUUGCCUUAUGAAGAAGGGGAAUUGCUUGAAUACUUGGAUGCAGAAGAAUUACCUCCUAUUUUGGUUGAUCUCCUGGAAAAAUCUCAGGUGAAUAUUUUUCAUUGUGGAUGUGUCAUAGCAGAAAUACGUGACUACAGGCAAUCUGGUAAUAUGAAAUCUCCUGGUUACCAAAGUAGGCAUAUUCUUUUACGUCCAACAAUGCAGACUUUAAUUUGUGAUGUACAUUCAAUAACAAGUGAUAACCAUAAAUGGACCCAGGAAGACAAACUUUUGCUUGAGAGCCAACUGAUCUUAGCUACAGCUGAACCAUUGUGUCUUGACCCUUCUGUGGCUGUAGCCUGCACUGCAAACAGACUGCUCUAUAACAAGCAGAAGAUGAACACUCGCCCAAUGAAACGGUGUUUCAAAAGGUAUUCUCGGUCCUCUCUAAAUCGGCAACAGGAUCUCUCUCAUUGUCCACCUCCUCCUCAGCUAAAAUUACUUGAUUUCUUACAAAAAAGAAAAGACAGAAAAGCAGGUCAGCAUUAUGACCUCAAAAUCUCUAAAGCAGGAAAUUGUGUAGAUAUGUGGAAACAGAAUCCCUGUAAUUUGGCCAUACCUUCUGAAGUGGAUGUAGAAAAAUAUGCUAAAGUGGAAAAGUCUAUCAAAUCUGAUGACUCACAGCCAACGGUAUGGCCAGCCCAUGAGGUAAAAGAUGAUUAUGUGUUUGAAUGUGAAGCUGGUAAUCAGUAUCAGAAAACAAAGUUGACCAUUAUGCAGUCACUUGGUGAUCCAGUUUACUAUGGUAAAAUACAGCCAUGUAAAGAAGAUGAAGAAAGUGAUAGUCAGAUGUCUCCAGCCCACUCCUCCACAGAUGGUCAUUCAAAUUGGUUCAUUAUUGGAUCAAAGACUGAUGCUCAGAGGGUAGUCAAUCAGUACCAGGAAUUGGUCCAGAAUGAAGCCAAAUGUCCAGUCAAAAUGUCACACAGCUCCAGUGGCUCAGCCAGUCUGAGCCAGCAUUCUCCAGGGAAAGAAACAGAACAGCCUGAGACCGUAUCAGUUCAGUCUUCAGUAUUAGGAAAGGGAGUAAAGCAUCGGCCUCCACCCAUCAAACUUCCCUCAAGUUCAGGAAAUAGUUCUUCAGGUAACUAUUUUACUGCACAGCAGGCAAGCAGUUUUCUUAAAUCUCCAACUCCUCCUCCUGCUUCUAAACCACCAAGUCUGUCGCGGAAGUCAUCUGUGGACCUCAGUCAAGUUAGCAUGCUUUCUCCAGCUGCCUUGUCACCUGCAAGCUCAUCACAAAGAUCUGGAACUCCUAAGCCAUCUACUCCUACACCAACCCCUUCAUCGACCCCACACCCUCCUGAUGCUCAGAGCUCAACUCCUAUUACCCCUUCUGCCACCCCUACUCCCCAAGAUUCAGGCUUCACCCCUCAGCCCACUUUGUUAACUCAGUUUGCUCAGCAGCAAAGGUCUCUGAGCCAGGCAAUGCCUGUAACGACCAUUCCUCUUUCUACUAUGGUAACAUCUAUAACUACAGGAACCACGGCCACUCAAGUCAUGGCAAACUCUGCUGGACUUAACUUCAUCAAUGUAAUGGGCUCUGUUUGUGGAGCCCAAGCUUUGAUGAGUGGUUCAAACUCCAUGCUGGGCUGUAACACUGGUGCCAUAACUCCUGCAGGAAUAAAUCUGAGUGGCCUUCUUCCCUCAGGAGGUCUGCUACCAAAUGCAUUGCCAGGUACACUGCCAGCUUCUCAAGCAGGUGUUCCAUUUGGUUUGAAAAAUACUUCAAGUCUCAGGCCCUUAAAUCUACUCCAGCUUCCUGGUGGCUCACUCAUUUUUAACAGUCUGCAGCAGCAGCAACAGCACCAACAGCAGCUCUCUCAGUUUAUACCACAACAGCAACCUCAGCAACCCACAACUUCUAGUCUUCAACAGCCAGGGGAACAGGGUUCUGAACAAGGUUCAGCUAGUCAAGAACAGGCCUUAUCUGCUCAGCAAGCUGCUGUUAUUAACCUUACUGGAGUAGGAAGUUUCAUGCAGUCCCAGGCAGCUGCAGUUGCGAUUCUUACAGCAUCAAAUGGCUAUGGCGGCAGCAGCAGCACAGACAGCUCAGCUCCAUCAUCAUCGACAUACAGGCAGCCAGUCAAAAAGUAAAAUGAAGAGAGGCAUGCCAAGCACUCCAAAAUUCUGAGUCUUGCAUUUUUUUUCCUGUUCUUUGAAAAGACAAGAGCAUUGAAUCAAAAGGAUUCUGAAUUUUUACUUCACAUUUUUGUUUCAUUUUUUAAUGUGUCAGUAUUUUACAUUGCUAGAUGUACAAACUUUAUACAGAAGCACCACCCUAUGUUUUUUUUAAAUAAAAACAGAGAAAUGAUUCAAUGAAUUAGGGUUGGUUUGCCUAAGUCAUUGCUUUUUAAAAAAUGGUUUCACUGUACAUAAUAUAUAUAUAUGGAAGUGACCUAAAAAAAUACUAGAAACAUCUUUCAGAACAAUGUAGUUUGAUAUUUAUUUAGUAUAAAAGGUUUGUGCACAAUGUUAACAAAUAUAGUUUUUACAAAUCUGUUUU
Molecule: messenger RNA, 2946 nt
Organism: Orycteropus afer afer
Lineage: Eukaryota; Metazoa; Chordata; Mammalia; Tubulidentata; Orycteropodidae
Source: RefSeq, a predicted model, not a curated record